GUCCAAUAUAUCUUUUCUAGCCAUGAAAAUCUUCUUACAUAUGCAAAUCAUCUCUUUCCAACAGCUGUUGGUAGUAGUUGCAUCAAUGGAGUAGGUUGGAUUCUUGUUCACACUACCUUUUCCCAGCCGUCCAUCGACCGAUCACCGGCACGUCGAUCAUCUGAAAUGCCAACAUGGGCAGCCCUUUCUUCCAUGAAUUCAAGAAGCAGGCGUCGUUCUUUCUCAAGGAGAAGAUCAGGACCGCACGAUUGGCUCUGACUGAUGUAACGCCGAUCGAAUUAUUGACGGAAGAAGCGACGGACGGGAAGCCGUCAGGACCGGAUGCGCAGACCAUGGGUUUGAUAUCGCGGGCCGCUUUUGAAAUUGAUGAUUAUUGGAGAAUUGUGGAGAUUCUGCACAAGAGGUUGUCAAGAUUUGAUAGAAAGAAUUGGAGGGAGUCUUACAAGGCUGUGAUAUUGCUUGAACACCUUCUAACACAUGGACCGGAAAGCACAGCGACGGAGUUUCAGUCCGACAGAGACGUUAUCAGGGAGCUCGGAAACUUUCAGUACAUCGAUGAAAGGGGUGCUGAUUGUCUGUAUCUGAGGCUAUGCAGAUUCAACUGGGGUCUGACUGUAAAAAAGAAAUCCGAGUGGGUAUUGCAGCUACUUGAAAAACGACAGCUCCUAAAAGAAGAAAGGGACCGAGCUCGUAAGCUCGCUCGUGGGAUUGAAGGAUUUGGGAGUUUCUGCCAGCGUUCAACGCCGUCAGUCAGGGAAUCAUGUUUCGAGAGGUGUAAUUCUCAUUACGAUGAUUAUGGAAGGGCGGAAGGCUUGUUUUCAUCCAUUGACAUAACUACCAAGGACGAUAAAUUCCAACAGAAAUGUAAGCUCAGCAGUUCAGAUACGGAUGGCCAAACAGAAGAUUUGGGCACUUGGGGCAGUACCAGCACAGUUCAUAUUGACAAAAACACUGAAACGAUACAGCCACCUCUCAAAGAGAAUGAGAACGAACAGGAUAGCACGCUGAAAUCAGAACCACAUAUAGGUUCUAAGGAAGACAAGCCAAGGAUCAAAUUUCCAACAGAAGAGAAUGAGAUUGAAAAGGACAGUGCGGAAGAAUCAGAACUGCUUCUGGGUUUUGAGGAAGACAAGCCAAGGAUCAAAUUUCCAACAGAAGACGAUCACCCAUUUAGCAAUUUCGAACAUCAGACUACCGCAUCUCUGCUAUUGAUGGGUUAGAGAUGAAAAGAGCAUUGAAGUUUUUGGUUUGAGUGGCCUUGCAAAUGAUUUGGGGCCAAGACAUGAAAAUACGUGGUUAGAUAGACGACGUGUCAGGGUUUAUAUCUCAAGCUUAGUCUUUUCUACGUUGGUGCUUGGCCAAUUGAUGUUUCUGGUCAGCGUAGAACUCAGUAGGUUGAUUUUGCCUGAGUGACACUCUACCUUCUGUAAAGGAGAUUGAACAGCUUCUGAAUUGAAGCAAACAGCAUAAGAUUGAUGUGAAAUGCUACUGGUGUUUGGCGAGCAUAGGCAUGUUAGAAGAAUAACAGCUUUCAGUUAUCUGGGAGAGUAGAGUGCCUAGGUAUGUAUGUGCAUCUGAGUGUUUGAAAAUUUUAUGCAUUUGAAGUCUACUAC
Messenger RNA from Magnolia sinica, 1613 nucleotides. RefSeq lists its product as uncharacterized. Bases 174 to 1220 code for a protein of 348 amino acids. The transcript has 4 exons. The record is from RefSeq and is a predicted model, not a curated record. Gene Ontology annotation, molecular function: clathrin binding; phospholipid binding. Gene Ontology annotation, cellular component: clathrin vesicle coat; endosome; plasma membrane. Gene Ontology annotation, biological process: endocytosis. Lineage: Eukaryota; Viridiplantae; Streptophyta; Magnoliopsida; Magnoliales; Magnoliaceae.